Paramuricea clavata is the source of this 1898-nucleotide messenger RNA. The record is from the annotation of a GenBank genome assembly. Lineage: Eukaryota; Metazoa; Cnidaria; Anthozoa; Malacalcyonacea; Plexauridae.
CGUUGAAGUACUUUUCACCGCAGAAGUCUUUCAUGCUUGGGAAAGGUUCAAUGGGUAAAGUUGUUUUUGUUGGUAUCAUGGAAGAUGGUGCUGAAGUGGCUGUAAAGAGGAUGUUGAAUCAGCUGUUUGACCAUACAGCUCAAAACGAGUUAGAAAUUCUGAGUCGAAUUGAUGCAAGCAAGUCACCAUUUAUUGUAAGCUAUCGAACAGUUUUAAAAGACGCGACCUUUCUGUAUCUAGUUGUAGAUCUCUGUGAAGAAACAUUGAAGGAGCACGUUUGUACUCAAAGUUUGGAAUAUCUACAAGAUCAUGGUCCAAGAAUGAUCAAAGAAAUCUUGAACGGAAUUGAAUUUCUUCACAGUCAAGGAAUUUUACACAGAGAUCUCAAACCAUCAAAUGUCUUGGUUGAUCUCGAAGGUCACAUGAGAUUGGCAGACUUCGGAAUAAGUCGUAUUUUGAAUGAAGAAGAAACCACAGUUCGUACAGGUGCGAAGGGAACCCGAGACUGGAUGCCCGCCGAAGUAAUUGAAGUAGUAGAUAAAGAAGAGAAAGGACGUUUUAAAAAGAAAUCUGAUGUUCAAGUCGCAGGUAUGAUCGCUUUCUUUAUUUCAACUAAAGGUGAGCAUCCUUUUGGUCCUGUGCUUGAACGAAUGGCAAACAUUUCGAAAGGAAAUCCUGUUAACUUGCACAUGCUCCGCGAUCUUCAAGUUCGAAAGUUUAUUUCUUGGUUGAUCAGUCAUAACAUUGAUGAUAGACCUUAUGCUCAUGAGGCGUUGGCGUAUCCCUUUAUGGUCCAUGUGGAAAAGUCCCUUGCGAAAAUUUCACGUAAGUUUUACGUAUAGGUGAAUGAAUUUUCAUGAUCAAUUUUAAUUGUUCCAAUGUAAAAUUAAUUUUCACAUAUGAAGCCUUACGUUCACAUUUGAAAGAAUAAUUAUGUGAAACUCAAAUUGGAUGUCUAAAGAUUCUGAAUUUGUUAUACGAAAUGAGCAAUUUAACAUUUCAACUGUUCCAGUUCAACCAAAAAAUUCACAUGUGAAAUGAUAUGUGAAACUUCCAUCAGGAAUAUGAAGUGUUUCCCAAAUUAAUGAAACAUUGUAGUAGUGGGAUGAACAAAGUACGAUCUGGAAACAUUAACCAUAGUGUGCAAUAGUAUUCAUUGUUAUGUACAAUUUGAAACACGGGUAGGAGUGCUUUAUUAGAUAUAAAACACGAGAGCGCAGCUCCACUAGUGUUUUAUAUCUGAUAGAGCACUGACUGCGAGUGUUUUAUAUGGCUUAAAAAACUACCCAUCUGAUGAGUUCAUUGGCGAAGUAAUUUUAAGAAUAAACGUUGUCUAAGCCGAGCAAAUCAAAGCUAAAGUUUAUGUAAAUGAACAUGAUUUUUUAUCACAUAUAAAACAACCGACACGGCAGUGAUUUCUGUUGUCUUUUUCUCAUGAAUUAUUAAUGAGUUUUUUAAGAUGCAUAUGUGAGUGGUUCAAGUAAAAAUGACACGUUAUGCACGGCAUACGGAAAAUGACUUUUUUACUAUUUCAUAACCAACAUAAUGUCAACUAUUAAAAAUGCUAAAUGCGCGACCAGGAUUCAUAAUAAAGUUUCUGAAAUGUGCUCUGAUCGUAAAAUUUCUGAAAAAAAGUUCUCUGAUUGAGUUAAAAAAGUUAUUUCCGUAUGCUGUGCAUAACAUUCCAUUUUUACUUGAACCGCUUACACAACCUCGUUCGGCCGCUCACAUAUAUAUAGAUUUGUAAAUUUAUAUCUCUUAUAUACUUAUAUUCGAACAGUACCUGUAAAUAGGUUAUAUUUAUUUGAAUUAAAUAAAUAUAAGCCGGGAAAAUCAAAGUUAAAGUUUAUGUAAAUAAACACGAUUUUUUAUCACAUAUAAAACCACUGACACAGUCG